Molecule: messenger RNA, 1790 nt
Organism: Photinus pyralis (common eastern firefly)
Lineage: Eukaryota; Metazoa; Arthropoda; Insecta; Coleoptera; Lampyridae
Product: protein RFT1 homolog
Exons: 8
Coding region: 102-1742 (546 amino acids)
Biological process (GO): dolichol-linked oligosaccharide biosynthetic process; glycolipid translocation
Cellular component (GO): endoplasmic reticulum membrane
Source: RefSeq, a predicted model, not a curated record
AUAUUGAACUUAACCAAACUUAACCUUCAAAUUUAAAUAGCCUAAAAAUGGGGGCUACUUAUCUUGAUUUUUUAACUUUAAUAAACUGAAGUGUCAACACAAUGAGCCGCAACGUACUAACAAGUAGCAUACAAAAUGCUUCAUUUAGCAUAAUAUUCCAGGUGUUGUUCCGAUGUAUUACCUUCGUACUCAACGCGUUCAUAAUAAGACAUGUUGGUCAAACAGUUUUGGGCAUUAUGAACGUGCGUCUGUUACUGCUCGAAUCCACUAUUUUAUUUUUAUCGCGUGAACCGAUAUUUAAAGCCUGCUUAACGGACACUAAAUCUCACAAUUGGGCUCAGGUCAUAAAUCAGAUUUGGUUUACUGUACCGCUAACGGGUCUCAUUUCACUUUUGUUAGUCUACGUGUGGACACAUGUCCUAAGCGCAACCGAAGAUGUGUACCUUGAACAGUACCAAUACGGCUGUGUUGCCAUAGCGGUUUCGUGCAUUAUUGAUCAGAUGACACAAAGCGUAGUAUUAGUCGCGCAGAGUUUUUGCUUCGUGCGACUGAAGGUCAUUUUAGACACCAUUUACGUAAUGAGCAGAACUAUAAUAUUCGUAGCGAUUAUAAUAAAGUACCCCCAAUACGCAAUACAUGCUUUUUCAACGGCGCAAGUAGUUUCGUCAAUUAUAUACUGCGUAAUACACUAUGGUUUUUUCUACUGGUACAUAAAGGAAUUGCCAAAACAUGUUAAGGAUGAAAAGGGCAUUUUUAGUAAUAUGCUGGACUUUCCGUUUAAAUCAAUUUUAAACCUUUUCCCAUGUGGUAUGAAGAACGAAGAAGGGGUUGUAGAUAUGCAAUUGUGCAAGCUCACAGUUAGCUUUUUUAAACAGUGUAUUGUAAAACAAAUUUUGACCGAAGGAGAAAGAUAUGUGAUGACAAUAUCUCCCGUACUGACAUUUAGCGAACAGGCGAUGUAUGACAUUGUUAAUAAUUUAGGUAGUUUAGCAGCAAGAUUUAUUUUCCGUCCAAUAGAAGAAAGUGGAUACUUUUAUUUCACACAAAUGAUGAAACGAGGUGAAUCAAUCGCUACACAAGAUCAGGCGUCAGUAUUAGAAGCAUCCACCGUCCUAAGCCAGCUCUGCCGUGUGGUGACAAGCAUUGGAUUGUUAGUAGUGACGUUCGGGCAGUCUUACAGUUACACUCUACUAAAUCUCUAUGGGGGAAGAGUGCUAACGGAGGAUUCGCUACCGUCAACAUUACUACAGUUUCAUUGUUUUGCAGUUUUACUUUUGGCAAUUAACGGUGUGACCGAGUGUUACGUAUUUGCCACUAUGAAUGACCAACAACUCAAUCAGUAUAAUUACAUUAUGGUUCUAUUUUCGAUAACAUUCCUGUUUAUAUCCUAUCUUCUAACUAGCAUUUGCGGUUCGGUAGGUUUUAUUCUUGCCAAUUGCAUAAAUAUGACUGCAAGAAUCGUGCACAGCAUCUACUUCAUCACAAAUACGUACAGAGAUACCCACUACAAACCAUUAAAUGGUACAAUUCCCACAACAAAAUUUAUUAUUGCGCUAAUAUUUUCAGGAAUCAUUACAAAAGUAUCACAGCAUAAAGUGGAAAGAGACUCGACAGUCCUCCAUAUACUUAUAGGUGCCAUUUGUUUUACACUAACACUAUCAGUGUGGUUGUACGAAAAUAGAAACCUAUUAAGGAUAGGUAUAGAAAAAUAUCGCAGAAGAUCAUCGAUCAAAAUAGAUUAAUGUUUUAUUUGUAACUAAUUGUUGAAUAUUAAAUGUUUUUAAAAAUGG